GCAGACAUCCAUACAUCCCAUAACGAACAGCAAUCAUGGUCAAGUCAAUCGUAUUCUCCGACUUUGAUGGAACCAUUACUUGGGACGACUCCAAUGACUUCAUGACCGACAACUACGGUUUCGGAGUCGAGAAGAGAAAGGAAAUGAACGAGAGGGUCUUGAGGGAUGAAAUUACUUUCAGGGAUUCCUUCAAGAUGAUGCUCGACUCUGUCAAGCUCCCCUUCGAGGAGGCCAAGAAGAUCCUUACCGAGAACAUCACCCUUGACCCGGGUUUCCGCCCCUUCUACGAGUGGUGUCUCGCCAACGAUGUCGAGGUCAUCAUCCUCUCCUCCGGCAUGGAACCCCUCAUCCGCGCCCUCCUCACCAGGCUCCUCGGCGAAGAGCUCGGCUCCAAGAUCGAAAUCGUCUCCAACUCCGUCGACAUCCGUCCCGACGGCACCUGGGAAAUCAUCUACCACGACGACUCCGGCUUCGGACACGACAAAUCCCUCGAGAUCGAGAAGUGGAACGCACGUGUCCCUGAGGAGGAGAGGAUGUUCUUCUACUGCGGUGACGGUGUGAGUGAUUUGAGUGCGGCGGAGAAGACUGGUUUGUUGUUCGCGAAGGAGGGUAGGGAUUUGAUUGGGUACUGUGACAGGCAGAAGAUCCCUUAUACUGUCUUCAAGACCUUUGAGGAUAUUCACAAGAAGGUUGAGGCGAUUGUUACUGGUAAGGAGACCAUGAAGUCUGUGUCUAGAGUGUAAGAUGGUAGUGGAUGGACGUGAUACGCUACAGUAGUAGGAGGGACAGAGGCAUCAAAAUUACAUACGC
Messenger RNA from Saitoella complicata NRRL Y-17804, 810 nucleotides. RefSeq lists its product as uncharacterized. Bases 36 to 743 code for a protein of 235 amino acids. Gene Ontology annotation, molecular function: phosphatase activity. The record is from RefSeq and is a predicted model, not a curated record. NCBI's taxonomy places the organism in Eukaryota, Fungi, Ascomycota, Saitoellomycetes, Saitoellales, Saitoellaceae. The transcript has 3 exons.